Messenger RNA from Aplysia californica (California sea hare), 2815 nucleotides. RefSeq names its product leucine-rich repeat and fibronectin type-III domain-containing protein 5. Gene Ontology annotation, molecular function: protein binding. The coding region runs from base 544 to 2106 and encodes 520 amino acids. The transcript has a single exon. The record is from RefSeq and is a predicted model, not a curated record. NCBI's taxonomy places the organism in Eukaryota, Metazoa, Mollusca, Gastropoda, Aplysiida, Aplysiidae.
GGCGCGUGGAAUACCGGGGGAGAGUCCGAUAUCAAUCGUUGCUGUACAGAACACAUUGUCGAGCGGGGGCGCCGCCGGGUUGGCUAGGCCUGAGUGUAGUUUGUGGUAGCAGCCUCAUCGAUGCGGCGCGUUUUUCCCUCCGUAGCUCUACUGCGAGGGGUGUUGUUGAGUUGUAGGGUUUGUUAGCAGUCUGUGGAUAGCGCGACGUCGGCCCUUGUCUUGGUGUUCGUGCGUUCGUGUUUACCUUCGGUUUUUCUGCAGUGAGUGGAAUACUCCAAAGCCGUGAUAUUGGGGAACAAUUUCGAAGCCUUCAGAGAUACCCGGAUUUGUUUUUGACCACAGUGUUUCUAAUCUCAUUCGAUUUAAGGGAUUGCUACAACUGUAUUCAGUGAAAGAAAACCGAUCUUCCUUUCUUUGUGAUGUGGUGCAAUAUUAUAGCAUAACCUAUGCCGGCGAAUCUGUGGAGUACGUUAUAUUCCGUGGAACGCGGAUACAUUUUUUCUUUACUUUUGUGGCGGAGAUGAUACCCCGAAGACGUCCGACAUGAGAUGCGGGGUCGGGGUCUGUGUGUGGGGGAAGGGGGUGGGAGUGGUUUUGCUAGUGGUCAUCUUCAGCAGUCAGGUCCACACGACCUUUACCUGCCCCAAGGACUGCUUCUGUGCUCCACACAGCAAGAAUGUUCAGUGCGCCAACAAAGAGUUCCAGAAGAUCCCCGACGGAAUACCCACCGAAACUCUCGAGUUAAAUCUAAAUGAAAACAAAUUCAAAAACACAGCGUUGACGAGGCGAAACUUUACGGAAUUAUAUAACUUAGAACGUUUGUACAUGAUCGACUGCGGCAUCGAGACCAUUGCGGUGGAGACGUUCGCCGAUCUAGUGCAACUGUCAUGGCUCGAUCUGAGCAAAAACAAUAUCCGGUUCAUCGCGGACUACACAUUCCGAGGUUUGCAUCUAAAGCAUCUGUUCCUCAACGACAACAACGGUAUUCAGCUAUCCAUCGGUGCCUUUGCUGGAAUGACCACUCAAGGACUGUACAUGCACAACUGCGGGCUACGGAGGCUGCCAGUCGACCUGAUGACGCCGCUCAACGGCUCUCUAAAAACUCUGUGGUUGGAUGGUAACAAUUUCGAAGCUUUCAGUGAUAAGUGGCUUUACUUUUUUCAGAAUCUUGCUCACAUUCGCCUUGGAGGCAACUCUUUUCAUUGCAACUGUGAAAUACAUUGGUUUUAUGCCUUUUUCAAAAAGUCGCGAACCUCUUUGUUCGCUGGCCGCGAACAGCCGCAGUGUGCCAGCCCGAGGAUCGUCAAGGGGAAAAACUUUGACGAGCUCACGGACGAGGACUUCCGGUGCGAGUUGCCGACGUUCAAAAACGUCGACGCCGUCUUCGACAGCAAGAUGGGCAAGCUGACGUGCCAGGCGAGCGGUGACCCAGCCCCGACGCUCUACUGGAUCCGCCCCGACGGCACCACGGAGACCUACUACCCCCGCGGUGACCACGAGGGCCAGGAGAACAUGGGGGUCAUGUUCAUGACGGACCUCAAACUAGACAGCAAGGACGCCUACAAGUGCGUGGCUAGCAACCCCGCCGGUAACGUCACUUUCUCUCUCAAUGUCGUCUGGCCAGACAUCCGCCCCCCUCCCCCUCCCACCCCGAAACCGACCAAACCACCAACCCGCGUGAACAACGACAAUGUGAUCAGAGCUGAUUCUAGCAGCACUCCGACCAACAAAAUAUUCAAACCGUACGCCCGGGACGAUUCUGGGGUCUACGAUUUGUCCAACGUCAAUUCUAAAAGCAGCAAAAUGGCAAACUCAGAUAAACCCCAUGAGCCACUGGCGACAGACGGUGAUAAUCACUUCAGUAUAGUGGAUAUUGUCGGGGCUGUUGUAGGAACUUUUCUCUUGACGCUUUUAAUCAGCGUAACACUUUUCCAUUUCUACUAUCGUAGACGAGAGCGUGAGAGGAUGAGGCAAGAUGACCACUACUCCGUGCCUGAUGAAGUCAACAAUAAAAGAGGUCCCAACAGCGUCUUUAUCAUGAACGAAGCGGAAGAGAACAGAAUCAAGAUGAUCAAUCACCACAACAACGCAGAGUGCCCGAGCUGAACAUACUUUCUGUUGAUGAACGGUGUAGUUUUCGUGUUGAAUGUGAAAGGAUUGCUGCCUAUUUGAAUCUGCUGGUGGUUGGUACCAGAUCAAAAAAAGGAUAGAAAGUGUUCCAAGUUCUUCGUUUCGUUCAGAAUGGAUUACUUCUUACAAAGAAUUCUUUCACAGAAUGCUACAAACCUCACCGCAUUGCGGUUGGUAUGGUCGUGGAAGAGAAUGCGUAAUGUUUCAGAGAUUAAUGAUGUGAUAUUCCUCUCAAAGGAUGCGGAUGCCUGGCAGAUGUUAUCAGUGAUAUAAUUCCUCUUAAAACUGACUGUAUUGAGCGUCAAGUUUAUGGAGUAUCCUGGAGAAUCCAAGGUGUGUACCAGAGAGGGUUGGUGUGUACAUAAUACACAAAAAGGCGAGGGGUUGUAAAAGGGCCGUUUUGGAGAUACCAAAUAUGGCAAAGUUCUGAGACAAGAAGUCAGUAAGAGAUUUGCAGAGGGCUUUGGGAUGUCUGAAAAGCUGUUAGUCUACACACGCAAGCUUGGCUCAGACACAACAGGUCUUGGAAAAGCCAUGUAGACUGUACGGGUGUGUGGCUUGUGUUCAAGAUCUGUUGUGAUCUAUAUUUUGUGGGUAUGUGGGUUUUCAGAAACUUUUAGCAUUUUUUUCUGCUUUUCAUUUCCCAUCUAGAUCUAUGGAUUUAAUACAAGUAGAUAAUUCGAGA